AACCAGACAACUGGACAAGGUUAUUGUGGCAGCUGCUCCUCCCCUGACAUCAGAUUCUGUGUCGAUCUAUCGUUUCAUUAUCAUUUAAUGGAGACGACGAAAUAUUAACAUAACUGAUCUUUAUUUUCUCGUUUACUCCACUAAAGAAUAAUGACAAAGCAAGCCCUUCCCCGACAUGUAGCCAUGCGCUUCGUAUCGAGAAUCGAUCGUGAUUUGUUAUUGCAAUGAUAUUUUCUGAAUGUUGUAGUUGAGUUUGUUUGAAUGUGACUCGCGGAAUAUACAAAAUGGAACAUUUUUAUGUAAGUCAUUUUAGUUAUUACAGGAGUUCGAGUAACAGAAUACUUUAUGAAUGGCCCCGUUUUCUUGCACAUCUCCCAGAAACUGUUAAAAAGUGUUACAAAGGGCAUAAUGUACGCUGUUUUCCGCGGGUGUAUAGAUAGCAUAAAAGGCACUGUAGGAAUAUUUAUUCUGGAUAAGCAGAUAAAAGAAAAGGCAUCUCAGAGUACACCCAAGAAGGACGCUACGCCCAGGAGAAGGGAUUCCUCUAGAAAAGAUGAAACAUCGAAAGUGUCUUCCAAAGAGCCAGAGACAGUUUCCGUGUUAUCUCGGGCACUACAGUGUUGUGCACUAAAUGGUGUUGUGUUUUUAUUCAGUAUAUUUCUUUUUGAAUGUGGGGUGCUGCCUUUUUUGAGAUUCUUCUUGUCCAUACUCUUCGGCCAUUCACCAGACACAGAAAAUACUGUCUGGUCAUGGAUACAUCCAAUACUCACUUGGACGUUCAGCACCAUGUGGGUGUUGCCUCUUUUCUUGCUAAGCAAGAUUGUAAAUAGCUUGUGGUUUCAGGAUAUUGCAGAUUCUGCGUACAGACAUACCAGAGGGCGUCCACAAAUGUUGAGUAGUGUCAGCAAAUUGAUUGCAGACCUAUUAUUCAGCAUAUUAGUACAGGCAUUGUUCCUCGUUCAGAGCAUGCUCGUGAGCUUAUUACCAAUAAUGUUUCUCAAUGAACUACUGAGCCUAAUUCACAUGUGUAUGCUAUAUUCUCUAUAUUCAUUUGAAUAUAAGUGGUUAAACAUGGGCUGGGAGCUACACCAGCGUUUGAAUUUCAUGGAAAACAACUGGCCAUACUUUGUAGGUUUUGGUCUGCCUCUCGCAGUACUCACUGCAUUGCCCUCAUCAUUCAUUGUAAGCGGCUGUAUAUUUUCUAUGGUAUUUCCUAUGUUCAUAAUAAGUGGCAAUGAAGCAGUGCCAGUAACUGGAGUCUGUGAUUAUCCUCUGCAGCUUUUCUCGCCUGUUAUAGCAAUAUCGAAUGCACUAUUCAACCGAACUAUUGGGACAAAACACACUCCAUCACAAGCACAGAGAUGAUCACUGGCUUCAAGUGUUCCAUCUAAUAUACAUGUACCAGAAAAUGUACUGAACUGUGUAAUUAACUCAAUUUUAAAAGACAGGCGUUUUAAAAUUCCUUUUAGUGCUACUUCAAAUUAUUUUGAAAACAUAUCACAGUUGCUUGAAAAAGAGAGAACUUUCCGGUUUUGGGCUUUAUUCGUAGCGAGCCCAUUCGGAAGCAGAUCAGUUUUGCAUAAUUUACAUGUUUUGCUUUAUAAUUUCAUUGAUGCAGAGUUAUGGUAUUGUAAGUAGUACAAUAACAGUGUGGAGAAGGAACUAGUUUUUCCUCUUCUUUUCCUAAGAAGUGUCUAAGUGAUGUACAAUCUGUGAUUUUUUCCAAGUAGGUCAGCACAGAGAGAGAGAGAAAGAAAGAGAGUGUUUAAGUUGUGAAAUUCUAGUCAUAAGACUUCUCCUUUUUACUCUUGUGUUGGUGUAUACUCUGAUGCACUGCUCACAGAUGUGCAGUGAUUUUGUGCCUCAUUGACAAAUUUUUUGCAUAUUGUUUAGCUAUACUUUUAUACUGAUAUUGAUAUGGAUAUAAAAUAUAUACAAAA
This is a messenger RNA of Schistocerca piceifrons (Central American locust), 1940 nucleotides long. It is a transcript of the gene tank, whose product is annotated as etoposide-induced protein 2.4 homolog. Gene Ontology annotation, cellular component: endoplasmic reticulum. The coding region runs from base 346 to 1365 and encodes 339 amino acids. The transcript has 7 exons. NCBI's taxonomy places the organism in Eukaryota, Metazoa, Arthropoda, Insecta, Orthoptera, Acrididae. Gene Ontology annotation, biological process: macroautophagy. The record is from RefSeq and is a predicted model, not a curated record.